AUGCCUCUGGGGAUACUCGAGGACCGCGAACUGGAGCACGUCCCCGGGACGUCGCCCUUGAAUGAGCUAGGCCAUGUCGGGCUCGAGGACACGGCGGCGGGCAUCGAUUCCAACUUCCUGAAGCACGACCCGACCGGGCAGAUCGUGCUGGUCCCGCAGCCGUCUGACUCGCCCAAUGAUCCUUACAACUGGCCGAAAUGGAAGAAGAGGAUGUUCACGGUUGCCAUCGCGUAUGGCUGUGGAUGUGUAGGAGCGGUCGGCCCAUUGCUCACAGCCGCCCUGGCACCCCUCGCCGAGCAGUUCGACAUCCCCUUGCAGCAGUUCACCCUCGGCCUCCAGGGCUCUUGUAUCGUUGCCAUCGCCGUGUCUAGUCUGGUCUGCAAUGCCCUGGCCGUGAAGAUCGGGAAGCGACCGGUUUACAUCGUGACAUCUAUCCUGCUCAUGGUCUCGUGUUUCUGGGCUGCCGAGUCCAAGUCGUUCGGGUCCCUCGCCGCGGCACGGGCGGUUCAGGGGUUUGCCAUGGCUCCUAUGGAAGCCCUCGUACCGGCCUCCAUCGCCGACAUCUGGUUUGUACACGAGCGUGGCUUCCAGUCUGCUGUGUUCAACCUCGGCGUUCUGGGCGGCAUCAACCUCGCCUCUCCCAUCGCUGGCUCCAUUAUCCAAUACGGGUCCUACCGAAUCUGCCUGAACGCAAUGGGCGGGGCGUUUGUCCUGCAGCUGAUACUCACUGUGCUCUUCAUGCCCGAGUCAGCUUACCACCGCCACGGCGCAAUUGACAUCGACACCACGGAUAAGUCCUUCAGCCAGGUGCUCGACAAGAAAUCCGAUUUCGAGCACACCGAGGAGAAGACGACCUCCAGCCCGGCCACAGAGUCAAGCAACGAGCCCAAGAAGUCGUUCGUGCGCGAGCUCCUCCCGUACAGCGGAUAUUGGGACAAGACAUCGUUCUGGCGGACCCUCAUCCGCCCGUUCUUCUUCCUCGGCUCGCCCAUGGUCUGCUGGGCCACGCUGCUGUUCACAACGUGCAUCUCGUGGCUGGUGCUCAUCUCCAUCACGCUGUCGCAGAUCUUCUCGGCGCCUCCUUACAACUUCUCCAUCACGGCUGUCGGCGCCUCGAACCUCUCCUCCUUUGUGGCCACACUAAUAGCCACAGCCCUGGCUGGUGCUCUCAUUGAUGGCCUCGCUAAGUUCAUGUCAAAGAGGAACAAGGGUAUCUUCGAGCCUGAAUUCCGACUGCCCAUCAUGACCACAUAUUUAGUCUUCACCGCUGUGGGGUUCUUCUCUUGGGGCCAGUCCCUCUACGCCCAGGACCCCUGGCCCGUGCCCGUCAUCGUGUGCCUGGGCCUGAUCAACCUCGGCGUCCAGCUCGGCACGACCGGCGUGGUCACCUACAUCGUCGACUGCCACCGCGAGCAGGCGGCCGAGGCGUUCGCCAUCAUGAACUUUGUCAAGAACAUGUUCGCCUUCGGGCUGACCUUUUAUUCCAAUGACUGGAUCAUGGUCCAAGGCGUGCGGAACUGCUUCUUCGUCAUCGGCGGCAUCACGGCGGCGGUGGUGCUUACGACCAUCCCGAUGUAUAUCCUUGGCAAGAGGGCUAGGAGCUGGACUUAUCGCCAUCGUAUUAUUACUAAGAUUGUUGAGUGGGCUCAUUGA
Molecule: messenger RNA, 1653 nt
Organism: Diaporthe citri
Lineage: Eukaryota; Fungi; Ascomycota; Sordariomycetes; Diaporthales; Diaporthaceae
Exons: 4
Coding region: 1-1653 (550 amino acids)
Biological process (GO): transmembrane transport
Molecular function (GO): transmembrane transporter activity
Source: RefSeq, a predicted model, not a curated record